AUGAAUGGAGAAUUAGUUGAUGAACUCGUUGCUUUGGUUACUCCUCAAAUCGAGAAAAAGAACACUGUCAUGCGCGAUGCUAUUCCUUCCCGAUUUGGUGUACUGGCAAGAAACCCAUCGGAAACUUCGUCCAGAAAAGUCUCGAAGCUAGUGGCUCGGCAUGUGUUCAUCUUACACAACUCUACUUUACGCAAAUGUCAAUGCCACGAGUUUUGUCACCAGUGGUUCUUAUCACGAAGGGAUCCUGAGGGCAUGUGCAGGAAGGAGAUACACCGCUGCAAGCCAAACAGGAAUCCUGAUGAAUAUUUAAGAGAAACCAAACGGGACAUUUUCAAAGUUCCGCGAAACUACAGCCCCGAACUUCACCCGCUAGAAGGCCCGAGAGAAUACACAAGAGCUCUUAAUGCCAUUAAGUUGGAAAGAGUGUUUGCAAAACCGUUUGUUGGUAAUUUAGAUGGUCAUAGGGAAGGUGUAACAUGUUUUGGGAAGCAUCCAGAACGUUUGUCUUUGCUAUCUAGUGGAUCAUAUGAUGGAGAAGUAUGUUUCUGGGAUUUACCUUCGCAAACUUGCGUAAGACGUUUUCAAGCCCAUAGUGGAUUUGUGAGAGGUUUGACAUUUGUACCAGAUGGCAAUGGCUUAUUAUCAGUGGGAGAUGAUAAAACUGUUAAGACUUGGAAUACAGAUUCAUUGUUUGAUUCUAAUGAAGAACCCAUUGAAACAAGGAUAAGUAAGACUGUGUUGACUGGUAUUACUCAUCAUCAGAAAAAGGAUAUAUUUGCUACUUGUGGUGAGGCAUGCUUGCUUUGGGAAGAAACCCGCAAUUCUCCAAUUCAGGUGUAUGAAUGGGGUGUAGAUACACUUCUUGAUGUAACAUUCAAUGCUGUUGAAACUGAUCUGCUUUUGUCUUGUGCAAGUGAUCGUAGCAUUAUCAUUUAUGAUGUAAGAGACUGUGGUCCUGUGAAAAAAUUUGUCAUGUCACUACGGACUAACAAACUGUGUUGGAAUCCAAUGGAAGCUACAGUGUUCACCUGCGCUAAUGAAGAUUACAAUCUUUAUACAUUUGAUGUGAGAAAUUUACGAAGUGCUGUGCAAGUUCAUAAGAACCAUGUGUCUGCUGUAACAUGUGUUGACUAUGCACCAACUGGCAGAGAAUUUGUUAGUGGUAGCUUUGAUAAAUCCAUAAGGAUCUUUGAAAUUGAUAAGGCCAAUUCCAGGGACAUUUAUCACACCAAACGUAUGCAGCAUGUUACGAGUGUUGCAUGGUCAUUGGAUAAUAAGUAUGUAUUAAGUGGCUCAGAUGAAAUGAAUGUGAGAGUAUGGAAGGCCAGGGCAUCAGAAAAGUUGGGAGCACUAAGACCUCGAGAAAAAAAUGCUUUGAAUUACUCAGCAGCAUUAAGGGAGAAGUAUGCAAGUCACCCACAGAUUAAGCGCAUAGCAAGGCAUCGCCAGGUACCUAAACAUAUCCAACAUGCAAAGAAGGAACUCAGUGUUAUACGAACAAAAUUGGUUCGGAAGGAAAUAAACAGGCGUAAACAUGCCAAACCUGGUGCAGAAGAACCAUAUGUGCCCGAACGCAAAAAGAGUGUUAUUGAUGUACAACAAUGAAAUAUUUCAUUGUGUAUGGGUGAAUAAAUCAUUUUGGUAUACAAAUUUUUGAAAGAAUUCGUCUCAUUAAAGGAAACCUCCAUUAUUUUAAUGAAUGAACAGAACUAAUGUAAUUGUCAUUGAGUGACAUUAAAUUGCUAAAGGUAGACUGAAAAAUAAUAGUAGUAAAUGAAUGUUGGAACUAACUUGUCAAAGAAAAUGGUAGUUGUAGGACCAAAAAAAGUUCUGCUCCUUUAAGUAGAAGAAGAGUCCUGAAGUGGUAACAGAAUGAAAUAAUUAGUCCAAAACAAAUUCAUUAAUUAAAUGUUUUUUAAAGCAAACAACUACAAUAAGUUUGGUAAAAAUGUGGAUAUUAUAAGCCUGUGAAAUAAAAGAAAUGAAAUGGAAUUACAUUAUAACUACUGAUUCCCUAAUUACAGAUAUGUGAG
This is a messenger RNA of Gryllus bimaculatus (two-spotted cricket), 2033 nucleotides long. NCBI's taxonomy places the organism in Eukaryota, Metazoa, Arthropoda, Insecta, Orthoptera, Gryllidae. The record is from the annotation of a GenBank genome assembly.